AUGAACGUAAUUCAAGCUGUUAAGAUGUAUAUAAUAAAAAUGACAGAAGAGAGUGGACCUGGAAUGAAAGUUAUACUUAUGGAUAAAGAAACAACCAGCAUAGUCAGUAUGGUAUUCAGCCAAUCUGAAAUACUCCAAAAGGAGGUUUACCUUUUUGAAAGGAUUGACAGUCACACGAAAUGGGAUGACCUAAAACAUAUGAAAUGCAUUGUAUUCCUGAGGCCUACUUCUGAAAAUAUUGCAUUACUUUCACGGGAGUUGAAAAGCCCGAAGUAUGGUGUUUACUUUAUAUACUUCAGCAAUGUUGUCUCCAAGGCUGAUAUCAAGACAUUAGCUGAGUGUGAUGAGCAGGAGACAGUGCGUGAGGUUCAGGAGGUGUUUGCUGACUACCUGGCUGUAGACCGACACUUGUUCUCUUUCAAUAUUGUUGGUUGCUUACAUGGUCGUUCAUGGAACCAGCAUCACCUCCAGCGGUGUUCUCAGGGUCUGUUGGCUCUACUGCUGUCCCUCAAGAGACGUCCAAUCAUCAGAUAUGAAGCUGGCUCUGAAGCCUGUGCACGUCUCGCUGAAAGGAUUAAGGAACUGAUGAGAAGAGAGGCAGUGUUGAUGGAUAAUAACAUACCAUUCAAUGGUGAUAUACCACCGCCACAACUACUGGUGCUCGACAGAAGAGAUGAUCCUGUUACACCACUGUUACAUCAGUGGACAUACCAAGCUAUGGUCCAUGAGUUGCUCACAAUCGAUAACAAUCGUGUCAGCCUUGCCGGAGUCCAGGAUGCACCCAAAGACAUGAAGGAGGUUGUACUAUCGUCGGAACAAGAUGAGUUCUAUGCUAAGAAUUUAUAUUCCAAUUUCGGUGAAAUCGGUCAAACGAUGAAAUCUCUGAUGGAUGAGUUCCAAAAGAAGGCGAAAAGUCACCAGAAGGUGGAGAGUAUAGCUGACAUGAAGAACUUUGUUGAAACUUACCCUCUGUUCAAGAAAAUGUGCGGUACUGUAACGAAGCACGUGACGGUGGUAGGUCAGCUGUCGUCGGUGGUGGGGUCACGUCGGUUGUUGCAAGUGUCUGAGUUAGAACAGGAGCUGGCGUGCCACGCUGACCACACCAGACAUCUGCAGCGGCUCAAAGCGAUGUUAUCGGACGAGGCGAUCGCCGGGACGGAGCUGGUGAAGCUUGUAUGUCUGUACGCGUUACGAUAUGAGAAACACGCGGCAAACGCUCUGCCGGCGCUCAUAGACAGCCUCAAGAGCCGGGGGGCGGAGCACCGGGCGCCCGCGCUACUGCUGGAGUACGGAGGGGCGCACGCCCGACAGAGCGACCUGUUCGGAUUGCAGGACGCAGCUAAGAUUACUAAGAGACUCUUCAAGGGUCUCAGUGGCGUGGAGAACAUCUACACUCAGCACACACCGCUGCUCAAGGACACUCUAGAAGACCUCAUCAAAGGGAAACUGAGAGAGAACCUGUAUCCCGCGGUAGGAGGGGAGCUACUCAACAGGCGACCACAAGAUAUUAUAGUGUUCAUAGUAGGAGGGACGACAUACGAGGAGGCGCUGUGCGUCCAUCAGAUAAACCAGUCGUACCCUGGAGUGAACGUGGUGCUCGGUGGUACCACCAUACACAACUCAACCACAUUCCUUAAUGAAGUGAAGGAGGCCAUGCACGGACAACAUAGGACACACACGAGGCACAUUAGGAAUUUAUAA
Molecule: messenger RNA, 1701 nt
Organism: Danaus chrysippus (African queen)
Lineage: Eukaryota; Metazoa; Arthropoda; Insecta; Lepidoptera; Nymphalidae
Source: the annotation of a GenBank genome assembly